UGGUUAACCCGUGAGGAUUCGCGGGUCGUUUCCAAGUCAUCUCCGGUUUCCAUUUCCAGAGUUAACGUUUGCGGCCAUAAACCCUAAACCCCUGCAUUCUCCACUCCGAUGUGAUAAUCUGAGUGAGCAAUGACAAUCCACUCUGUUGUGAUCCAGAAGCUUCUGAGCACGAACGCUCACAUGGGUCGGCGCGUUGCCGUCGACCACUUCAAGGUCUACACUUACGGCAUCCGCAACGGCAUGGCCAUCAUCGACUCCGACAAAACCCUGAUCUCCCUCCGCAACGCCUGCGCCUUCAUUGGUUCCCUGGCCCGCCUGAACGCCCGUUUCAUGUUCGUGAACACCAACCCGCUGUUCGACGAGAUCUUCGACCAGAUGACCAAGAAGAUCGAGCUCUACAACCCCAACCAGAACUCGCUCUGGCGAACUGGUGGGUUCCUCACCAACAGUCGUAGCCCCAAGAAGUUCCGCUCUCGCAACAAGAAGCUCUGCUUCGCGCCUCCGCAGCUUCCUGAUUGCGUUGUCAUCCUCGACACGGAGAGGAAAUCUUCGGUGGUCUUGGAGGCCGAUAAGCUGCAGAUUCCGGUCGUGGCUCUCGUGGACUCCACCAUGCCGCUCGAUAUUUAUAAGCGUAUCGCCUACCCAGUUCCUGCCAAUGAUUCCGUGCAGUUUGUGUAUUUGUUCUGUAAUUUGAUCACCAAGACUUUUCUGUUGGAGCAGAAGAGGUUAGGCACCACGCCAAAAGAAGAUUCUACUAGGGCUGAUCAUCCUUCCAAGAAGGAAAACGGUGAGGCAGUGAAACGCAUUGAGGAGGGCAAGAGCGGGAAUGUCGAAUUUUCUAGGGAUGAAGUGCUAGUUGUUCCUUGGGAGAGCCUGGCUCCGAUUUCCAGAGAUAGAGAUGAAAUUAAGGAGCUUUUGGAUAAACUCGUUGUGCUGAAGUUCAAUGGAGCUUUGGGUACCGAGAUGGGUUUUGAUGGCCCUAAGUCUGCAGUUGAAGUUUGUAAUGGGAUGACACUUCUGGACAUGAUUGUUAAUAGAAUUGAGUCUCUCAACUCCAAUUACGGAUGCAAUAUUCCUUUGCUUCUUAUGAACACAAGCAAAACAAAUGACGAUACGGUGAAGGUUUUGGAGAAAUAUCCCAAGUCAAACAUUGUGAUGCUGAAAUCAUUUGAUGGACAGACUAGUGAGAAUGAAUCGUAUUCUUUUGACCACGAUGCUGUGUUCCUUUCUUUGAUGAACAGUGGAACCCUUGAUGUGCUAUUAUCACAGGGUAAGGAGUAUGUUCUUGUGGUUGGCUCAGAUAAUGUUGCUGCUGUCAUUGACCCAAAAAUUUUAAAUCAUUUGAUUCAAAACAAGAUCGAUUAUUGUAUGGAGGUCACCCAGACCCCCUCAUUCAAUAUGAAUAACGGUAUUCUUAAUUCAGAGCAACAAAAUUUCCAGCUUACUGAAAUUUCAAGGAAACCUGUUCCACAUUCGACGGACAAGUUUAAACUUAUUGAUACAAGAAGCCUGUGGGUGAACUUGAAAGCAACUAAAAGACUUUUGGAUACUGAUUCACUAAAGUUUGAGAAAGAUUUUAUCACUAAGGGUAGAGAAACAGCAGCUGGUUCAGUAAUACGGUUCUUUGAUCGUGCAAUUUGUGUUAAUGUCCCCCAAACUCGUUUUCUUCCGAUCAAUGGAACAUCAGAUUUACUUCUUCUCCAGUCAGAUCUGUACACCUAUAGCAAUGGCAUUUUAGUUCGAAAUACAGCGAGAACGAAUCCUGUAAAUCCUUCAAUUUCUUUGGGCCCUGAAUUUGGAAAGGUAAGUGACUUCCUAAGUCGCUUUAGGUCCAUUCCUAGCAUCAUUGAGCUGGAUAGCUUGAAGGUAAACGGUGAUGUGUGGUUUGGAACAGAUAUAACUCUCAAGGGGAGAGUAAAUGUUGUUGCGAAACCUGGUAUGAAGGUGGAAAUUCCUGAUGGAGUAGUACUCCAGGAUAAGGAUAUCUGUGAACCUAUGGACGUUUGAGUCUCUAGUGAGUGAUUUGGAUAAGCUGCAAGGAAUUGGUAGAUAGAAUGUGCUGCCGAAUAUCUUCGUUUCGAGUGGUAAGAGCUGCCUUUGUUGCAGCUAGAGUCGCUCACAUUGCAUUAGUUUUUCCCCAGAAUGCAAAGGACGCAAUGCACCUUCUAAGGGCAUUAACACAUGAAGGUUAUUCCGUUUUCUUUGAAUUUUGAAUCCCUGUAGUGUAAUAAUUCAUCGGGGUCUCACCAAGACAAGGUUGAUCUCUUUGGAGCUGGAACUGCAACUCCAUCCUCAAUAGCAAUUGAUUUUGAGCA
Molecule: messenger RNA, 2315 nt
Organism: Juglans microcarpa x Juglans regia
Lineage: Eukaryota; Viridiplantae; Streptophyta; Magnoliopsida; Fagales; Juglandaceae
Product: UTP--glucose-1-phosphate uridylyltransferase-like
Exons: 19
Coding region: 130-2007 (625 amino acids)
Biological process (GO): glycogen metabolic process; translation; UDP-alpha-D-glucose metabolic process
Cellular component (GO): ribosome; cytoplasm
Molecular function (GO): structural constituent of ribosome; UTP:glucose-1-phosphate uridylyltransferase activity
Source: RefSeq, a predicted model, not a curated record